UGACCCGGGGCUUUUCUCCUCCGUUCAUCCGUCCCGGCGAGAACAACGACGACGACAAACCCCCCAACAACGAGCCAAUUUUUUUGUGCUUAUUCUGCGUUCCUCGGCCUUUGCGUGUGUGUCGCGUUUCGUUCUUAACGACUUUUUUUUUUUUUUUUUUUUUUUUAACUCUGUGAGUGGACUUUCUGGCAGAGGCAGAUUUUUUGGUGGAGAUUUCGUCCUCUAAAAAAAAUAAAAACGUUUUAAAAACAGGCAACCUGAAAUAUCCGGUAUAAGCAGUUUCGGUGAGCUCCAGGCGUGCAAGAACUGAGUGUCUGUGACAGAUGGCAGUGUCAGGUCUUUGCAUCAUCCUCCUGCUUUUGCAUCAGAAACUGUUCUCGAAGGUUGAACGCCGUGUCCCGUAGUCCCAAUGUUUAGUUUACAAUAACUGGCAGAAGUGGCGCCUAGGCGUGCUGUCAUUAGGAAGAGGAGCGCCAUGGAUGUUCUGCGUCCCACCCUGAUAAGGAUCGGGGGAAGAAUUUACAGGAAGAAUCUCAUUCAGGAACAGGCCUACCAGCACGAGGAGGAAGAGGAUUUCUACGCAGGCCCUGGUGACUGUACAGAUGAACCGUGUGAUGCCUUUGUGGUGGAAGAGACCGAGAAAGGCUUCCAGUGCAGAGUGGAGGUUCCCAGUCCACUUUACAAGUACAUAAUUGGAAAGAAGGGAGAGACCAAGAAGAGACUAGAAACAGAGACUCGAACCUCAAUCAGCAUUCCCAGGCCUGGAGUGGAGGGAGAAAUUGUGAUUACAGGACAGCAGCGCAGUGGUGUCAUCUCGGCCCGGACGCGUAUUGAUGUUCUUCUCGAGAGCUUCCGGAAGAAGCAGCCCUUCACGCACUUCCUGUCCUUUCCUCUCAACCAGCCCGUAAUUCAGGAGAAGUUCCUGCAGUUCAGGGAGGAAGUGUUGGAGAAGUGCUCAAAGGAUCAUGGGGUCAGUAGCAGCCUGUUCCAGAACCCUGCAAAGCUGCAUCUGACUCUUGGGACGCUGGUACUCCUGAACGAACGAGAGAUCCAGAAAGCGUGCGACCUCCUGCAGAGAUGCAAAGAGGACUUUGUGGAUCAAAUUGCUGGAGGCAAACCCCUGACUGUGGAGGUGGCAGGGGUGGAAUACAUGAACGAUGACCCUGCCAUGACAGAUGUCCUGUAUGCAAAAGUCCACAUGAAGGAUGGCUCGGACAGAUUGCAGGUGAUAGCUGAUAAACUGGUGGAGCGGUUUGUGGCAUCCGGCCUGAUGCUUAAAGAAUGGGAUAGGGUGAAACUCCAUGCUACGGUCAUGAACACUGUCUUCAGGAAAGAUUCAAGUGCUGAAGAGCGAAAUGGUACAGUGACCGGUAAAUCAUCUUUCAAGGAACGGGAGUCUUUCAAUGGCCGAAAUAUCCUCAAGCCACCUGCUAGAUGGUGCCAUCGGAGCCGGCCUCCCGGAAGGGAUAGGAAGAAGGGGAGCGCUCACACGCGAGGACCUCUGGUAACUUGCUGGCUGACAUGCGAAACCUCUUUGAGAACUUCUAUUUUGGAGAGGUGCAGCUGGACGCAGUCCGUCUCUCCCAGAGGUUCUCCUCGGAUGCUUCUGGUUACUACGCCACGUCUGGGCAGCUAACCUUUUCCUGAAGUGGGAAUGUGGCUGCCUCAGCGGAUCCAACCUGUGCACAGAGGCGCAGCGAUUCAUCGGUAAAAUACAUUUUUAUAGGACAGGAGUUUUGGCCAGGGAUCCAAGAGCUCCAAAUGAGGAUGCCUCGUUACUCUUUGAAAGUGCAUCGCAGCCAGGGCAGGCUUUGCCCUUCCUCCAUGGUGUUUCCCCGCAGUUCUUCCUACGUACGUUGCCUGCCUUGCCCUCGGAGGGAACUGGGGCCCUUCCUCCUCCUUUCCUCAUUGAUUACAGAGAUGUUUCAAGUGCCUGGGGUUUUUUUUCCAAGUAAGCGACUAGAAAAACUGGUGCACGCGGCUUUGGGGGCAUCACCAAUGUUUGAAUAUGGCUUUAUUUCAGAAGGGGAACUUUAUUCUUAAAAUAAGUAUUUAAAAUCCAGGAGAGCUCCCUGGAGUGUGAUUUAACAAUAUUGAGGUCAGGCAUUGCUUGGAUCUCGCAGCGUGCCUGUGUGAUGUUGAUCUCCAAAUAAAUUAAUUCCCUUCAAAAGCAAA
Molecule: messenger RNA, 2175 nt
Organism: Dromaius novaehollandiae (emu)
Lineage: Eukaryota; Metazoa; Chordata; Aves; Casuariiformes; Dromaiidae
Gene: ASCC1
Product: activating signal cointegrator 1 complex subunit 1
Exons: 11
Coding region: 476-1636 (386 amino acids)
Biological process (GO): regulation of DNA-templated transcription; DNA alkylation repair
Cellular component (GO): nucleus
Molecular function (GO): RNA binding
Source: RefSeq, a predicted model, not a curated record